AUGGGCGAAGGGUGUGAAGCAUGCAGAGCAAAUAUAAAUGUUACUCAAAAACGAAUAAAAUGCACACAAUGUUCGCGUAACUACCAUUCAGAAUGCAUAAAUUUUAAUAAUGAUACUGCUUCAAGAUCUGAAUGGAAGUGUCCCGCUUGCACUGCUUCUUGUCGAAAAGGUGGUGAUAACAAGUUGAAAUUAUCACUUAUCACUGAAAUAAAAAAUGAAAUAACUAGUAACCUUAAACAGCUGGAAGAAUCGCAUAACAGUUUGCUAAAUGAAUACAACAAUCUUAAAAGUAAUUUUGAAAAACUUCAACAAAAUGUCCAGAAUGGCGAAAUGAAACUGGCGGAUUUAUGUGCGCAAAUAAAAAAAGAACAACAAUGGCGUAGACUUUCAAACUUAGAGAUUGUUGGUUUACCAGAAAACUCAAAAGAAUCAACUUCUGAAUUAAUAAUCAAAAUAGCCAGCUAUGCAGGAAUAAAGCUUACAGAUGACCAAAUUGUUUUUGCGCACCGAGUUCAGCCUAUGCAGAAUGUUGGAGGUUGCAAAUUGCAGAAUCGCACUAUUAAAGAUAAUAUUAUUUCAGAGCUCCGCAAAACCAAAGGAAUUACUACUUCCGAUAUUGGACUGGGUGGUCCAGCCAAAAGGUGA
Messenger RNA from Parnassius apollo (apollo), 645 nucleotides. Lineage: Eukaryota; Metazoa; Arthropoda; Insecta; Lepidoptera; Papilionidae. The record is from the annotation of a GenBank genome assembly.